UUAUCAUGACUGGGAGGACCUGUGAAUGAGUGGCUAACAGCGUCUCACCCAAGUGCUUCUUUCUCGGACUGAUUAGCAAAAGCCAUCUUCCUCAUUGCUUUCUUUACAGGCUCUCCAAUCAUUCCGGAAAAUGGCAGAUGCUGUUGUCAGUGUUCUCUUGGAUAAUUUGCUGUCAAUACUCAUAAGCGAAGGUCGUCAGCUACUUAAGUUUGAUGACCAGUUUGAGGAAACAAAGGAGGAGCUUCAGUACAUGCAAAGCUAUCUCAAGGUAGCUGAUCGGGUGCAGAGAAGAGAUAGGAAUGAGAUUCUCAAGAGGGUAAUGAGCAACUUAAGAGAGUUGGUAUACGAUGCUGAAGAUGUAAUUGCAGAUUGUCGACUUCUAUUCCAGAAAAAACACAAAGGGUGUGCACCUAAUUUUACAAGUUAUUGCUUCCUUACUCAUUUGAAAUCCCGUCAUCAGUUGGGAAAGAGGCUGAGGAAAAUAAAUGAAGGGGUAAGGAAGGUGAAGGAGAAUAUGAUGUAUUACUUGCUAACAGCUCCUCUCCAACCUAGCAAAGAUGAAGAUGGUGGGAAUAUGCGAAUGACCUACCCAAUCCUAAUGCAUGAAGCUGAAAUGGUGGGAUUAGAAGAUGACUCAGCGAAGAUUAUAAAUUGGAUCUUAGCAGCGGAUGGACCCUCAACGGUGAUUGGAAUAGCUGGAAUGGGGGGAAUCGGUAAAACCACGCUCGCUCAAAAGAUAUGUGAUAGUGCGAGCGUGAAAAACUCUUUUAAUCACUUGGUCUUUGGUACUGUUUCUCAAAGUUUCAAAUUGGAUGAAUUGCUGAAGAAAAUGCUGGGGAAACUAAAUGUAGAAGAAGGAUCUAUGAGGGGAAAGGAAGUUCGUAACCUGUUGGAAAGUCUCAACACGAAAUUAGAUGCGAAAUACUUGGUAGUUUUGGAUGAUGUUUGGGAAACGAAUGAAGGGAUGUGGUGGGAUAGCUUGAACUCUAGUUUGCCCCGAGUGGAGGGUAGUUGCAUUAUUGUUACAACUAGGAAUGAAGACGUUGCUAAAUCAAUGGGAGCUGCUGGCAGACACAUACACUAUUCCCAAAUUCUUUCAAAUGAAGAUAGCUGGUCCUUAUUCAGUAAAGUAGCUUUUGCAAGAACUGGAGGUAAGUGCACAAAUCCAGACUUGGAGGGCUUGGGAAAGAAGAUUGUUGCAAGGUGCGGGGGACUGCCAUUAACAAUCAAGGUUGUGGGUGGAAUGAUGUUGGGGAAAAGUGAUUCUAUCCAUGAAUGGAAACGAAUAUCAGAGCACCUGAAGGAGGAGUUGGGAAAUGAUAAGAAAGAUAAGCUGAUCAUUUCGAGACUAGAGCUAAGCUACGAAGAGCUCCCAACACACUUAAAACCUUGCUUUUUGUGCUUUGCCAUGUUUCCUGAAGAUUUCGAAAUUUAUGUUCCUGACAUGGUUAACUGUUGGAUUGGUGAGGGUUUUGUUUCGGGAAGAAAAGGGAAAACGCCAUUUGAGAUAGGAGAAGAAUGUCUUUCAGAAUUAUUUAAUCGAUUUUUGAUACUUGGAGUGGUUAAAGAUACCUUCGAGAGAAGCUAUGUUAGGUGCAAAAUGCAUGAUAUGGUUCGAGAUAUGGUUAUAAGAAUUGCAAGAGAAGAGAACUUUUUUGUGAGGUUGGACUGUGGAGGUAGUCCCGCAUUCAGUGAGCAGUCUCGCCGUCUGGGAAUUGUGAGUAAUACAGCUGUAGAGAGCAUCGGAAACAGUCCCACCAAGCUGCGGACGUUGGUUGGGAUGGACAUUCAGAGCACAGAGAUGAUUGAAAGUCUAAGAGCAAAACUGUGCAAAGUAAGGUGGUUGAGGGUGUUAUCUCUUUCAUUGUCAGAAAGUGAACUCGAUGGGGAUGUGGUGUACAGCGAUUGGUUGAGUGGGAUAGGGUCAUUACAGCACCUCGUCUAUCUUAAGAUAGAGAGUAGUUCUGCCUUACUAUCACUGCCCGAUUCAAUCGGAAAUCUUCAUAAUCUUCGGAUUCUACGUUUAUUGAACUGCCCGAAUUUGAAAAGGCUUCCUGCAUCAAUCACAACAUUAGAGAAGCUAACAGCUAUCCAAAUUGAGUUGUGUUCUUUAGAAUGCAUGCCGGAAGGGCUUGGCAAGCUUUCAAAUCUCGAACGGUUAGGAUGGUUUAGUCCUGUGAAUAAAAAAGGAUCUGGUAUUUCGGAGUUGAAAAGCUUGACAAAACUUAGAGAACUUUGGAUGGUGAUAAAGUCAGUUGAAAAAAUAGAAGAAGGGGAAUGGAAUGUGUUAUCAAUGCUCCAGAAUCUGCAAAUUCUAAGGUUAGAUUUUGGGGGAAUUUCUGUUGAAAGAGAUGGAGUUGUAAAGAAGAUUGAAGGUGAGCUUUCUCCUCCUCUUAAAUCCCUGAGAGAGUUGUAUCUUAUCCAAUACCCAGGAAAAAGGACACCUGCAUGGCUCAGUCCUACUUCCCUUCCCAAUCUUCAGUUUCUUUCGAUUUAUAGUGGAAGGAAUAUUAGGGAGAUGGGUCCCAGAUUUUGGUACAGCCAGAGUGGGGUAUGGAAAGUGGAGGUAUUGAAGCUAAUUGGGUUAGAAGAGAUGGAUGAGGAGUGGCAGAGGAUGCGAAGGGCAAUGCCGUCUUUAAGACUCCUGAAGGUUAUCGACUGUCCGAAGCUCAAGUCAUUCCCAUUCGAUGUUACAGAUGGUGGGGAUGAGAAGAAAUGGAGGAAAGAAGAAGAAGAUUCAGCUACGGGUGCUGUUGAAGAAGAAGAAAAACAAGGAGACAAGGUUUAUUCUUUUGCCAGAGAAGAAGAAGGUGAUAAGAUUUUUUCCAUUUCCUUUAUCAAUCAUCUGUCACAAGCUCUUCUCACAACAUCAUAGAUCCCAUGUUUCAUAUGUCACACGUGUAGGGAAUAACCAUUUUGUAUGCACUCACUGAAUUUAUAAUCCCCCCAUUCGUUCUGCUUUUGGUUAUAUAAUAAUUCUAAUAGAAAGGAGACAUGAUGGGCAUAUUUUUAUGGGGUUGGCAAUAGCCAAGGUACUUUCUUAGAUUGAUUUGAACUGUUCAUGUUCUUACCACUACCAUAUAGACAUGUUACUUUCUUGUAAUCUGCAUUAUUAAUUAUUUGAAUCUUGAAUUUGACCAUGAGUCAUUACAAAUUUUACUUUUCAAUAUUCCAUGUUCAUUUUGGCAGGGAUGACUUUCAAUUCAGUAAGUUCAUUUAAUUGCCACGAUGUUGAUGGAAAAUAAAUAGAAAUACAUAAAUUAGAUGAUCCUAGCCAUCUGGUUGACAAAUUCCAAACCAAGGGUCCAAAAAAUGGUUAAUAGCUCGCAUUUGGUGAGAGGAGAAGAAAUUUAAGCUUGGAUUGCCUAACAAAAUAUUUUUAUUGGGGAGCAUGAUCUGAGUGGGUCCUACUAGAUGGACUCAAUUGACACAUGACCAUAACCCAUGUAUAGAAAAGGGGUUCUGAUGGCUCUGCUUUGUCAACUUCUUGUUUUUUUACCAUUUCUUUUUGCAGUGGUAUGACUACAAGGACCUUCCCACUUUAUGUAUGGUACAGAUGAGCAAUCCAUUUGAUGGUUCUAAUGCAUAUAUGACCAUAACAAAAACAAGUAGGACAAUUCAUCAAGUGGGCUACUCAUUUAUGAAAAUAAAAUAACUGAUUUAGAAAUGCAUAGCAAUGGCUCAUAUGCAUAGCAAUCACUAUCUUUGGAGUGUUCAGAUUUGAGAAAUGAUUGGGUUGGCUAAGUGUACGGAAACCACCUUCACAUGCAUACAGAUGCAUUUCACAUCUAAGUCAGGAUCUGGCUAAUUGGUAUUCACUUUAUGCUUUCUUUGCAAAGGUACAUCGAUACAGGAGAUUUCUUCUGAGUAGCUUGAGGAAAGGAGAUUUAUAUCUAGAUGCAAAUGCAAAUUUCUGGCGCUUAUCAUCCAAUGUUCAUCAUCAGCUUUCUCACUUUCAACUUCUCAUCUCCAUUGAUAAAUCUGUGAACUCUUGUUCCUCUUCUUAGAUGGGUAGAAGUCUUAAACUUUUUUUUUUUAUAAUAUAUUCGUAGGCAAUAAACUUUUGGAAUAGAUAAUUUCUGAUACCCGGGAACGUACUUGGUUUCGCUAUUAGAUACAUUUCAUUGAUAUUAGUAGAUUUACAUGGUAUUUUUCCAUGGUAUGCACUUGUGUUUUUUCAAAGACUUAAAUUGAAUAUUGAGAAUAUCUUCGAGUGUGUAUAAUCAAAAGUAUUCGAGCCACUGGUGGGGGUGAAUACAGGAAAUUCGAAACCUUUCUUGAAAUAUGUGGUAAUACUCACGAUUUCUCUUGUACAGUCUCCACGAUUCUCUAUGGUGUCUGAUGGCCACAUCCCACCAAUUAUACCAUUCAACGUUGUAAUUUUUCUCAUUAACCAUCUACUUUUUCCAAACACACAAACUCUUUCUAUUUCUCUUUUUUAUUAUCAAUUCCUUGGGGUUUUGGCUAUGAAUGUUUUAAUUAGGCUACAGCUAUGUAUUGACUGAUCCUCCUCGCAUGUGAUACUAAUGUACAUCUAGACAAUCCAAAUUGUGGACGAAGCAUAUCUCUAAAAUCACAAUAAUCACCAAUUAAUGGCCAUCUAAUGGAUGGCUAUAAGUAGGGAGUGGUCCAAAUUUGAAGGGAAAGUCAAAUGGCUAAUAUUAUCUUACAAGUACAAAAUUUUCAUUUAUGCUUAUAUUGACAGUUGGGUCAGUGAUUUGGAUAGUCUAGACUGCUAUACAAUUAUGCAAUGCGUGCAUUUAAAGAGUCAACACCAUUUGUUAAAUGUAAGGAACGAAGACUGAUGAGACCCACCCAUUUGAAGCGGCCUGUAUAGAUAGAGAUCACCUGGCCAAUGAGAUUUGGGGUCGGCCAUCCCUACGAACCAACAUGAUCCCCAUGCAAGAGUUGGCAAGCAUAUGAUAGGGAUUAUUGCUCAGUAGAAACACUCUCGUGAAAGAAAUACAAGAGGAAGAGUUCUCAAAUGAAAUAAAAACAGGGAAUUGACCUAGGCUCCCUCUGUAUUCAAAGCAUACAUUCCUCUACUUUUGGCCAAGGUUUUUGGUUCCAAUAUACACCAGCCUAUAUCGGUUUGGGACUGGACUGGCUUAUUCAGCUGGGCCACCUAGAGCAAGUUCUCAAAAGUCUAGUGGUUGGAAAGUUAAGGCUGACUG
This is a messenger RNA of Magnolia sinica, 5174 nucleotides long. Its product is annotated as disease resistance RPP13-like protein 4. The record is from RefSeq and is a predicted model, not a curated record. The transcript has 4 exons. Bases 131 to 2875 code for a protein of 914 amino acids. NCBI's taxonomy places the organism in Eukaryota, Viridiplantae, Streptophyta, Magnoliopsida, Magnoliales, Magnoliaceae. Gene Ontology annotation, biological process: defense response to other organism. Gene Ontology annotation, molecular function: ADP binding; ATP hydrolysis activity.